AUGGCUCCACCUCGUGCUCGCGAAAAGGUAACCUACACACCCCGACGUGGAGCACUUGGAGCUUUCGUAGACACCACAAAGUUGUCCGAUCGCGAAUAUGAAAUUGCUGUUGCUAAUGGGCUGAUAAAGGGCAGAACCAGGUGGUACAGUACUUUUUUAAGCUCAAGAUGUUACCUCGAAGAAAGCUGCAUUUUCAGAGCAUCUGCGCCUACAGACACUCGGAAAUCUCGCCGAGAAGAAAUUUUGGAUCUAAAAAGAAAGCUUAAAAUUUGACU
Molecule: messenger RNA, 275 nt
Organism: Cylicostephanus goldi
Lineage: Eukaryota; Metazoa; Nematoda; Chromadorea; Rhabditida; Strongylidae
Source: the annotation of a GenBank genome assembly